CCUUCUUCAAUUCAAUAGUCGGCUUUUACUUCUUUUUCGCUCGUUUCUCUCUUUGGCUGCUUAUCCCUGUUUCCGGAACAAGUGAUAGAACAGAAACUUCAAGAGAAAGAAGGAUCUUUUUACUCAACUGGAAUAACUAUCUGACGAGCGAGAAUAUGGAGAAGGCACCAGAUAUAGGGGUCCCUGAAAAGGAAGAAGUCGAAUCCCCCCCUCUCAGCAGUCCUGACUCUCCACGGGAUGAUGAGGAUGGCCAUUGGGGCGAACGUGGUUAUCAUGGAGCCGAGAGCAGAGAGAAGGCUAUGGAGGACUUCGCUGAGCUGAGAAAUACCCUGUCGGCACUCUCAAGAACACGAAGUGGGCGAGAAAUGAAAUCAAGUUCGCGCAGAUCUGCCAGCCUUCCACGUAGGGAAGGCAGCAGAUUGCGGCAGCAGCUUCAUCGCUUCAGCUCUGCACGCCAUGAGGUAUCAAGAGACACGGAGAGCACCUUAGAUGAAGACGACUUCGAGAAGCAAGAUGAAAAAGAGGAUGACUUCGAGUUGUCCGAGUUUAUGAGAGAAGGUCAUUUUGAGAAGCAAGUGGAUGGUCGCUCGACAAAACGCAUUGGAGUGACGUGGAAAAAUCUCACGGUAAAAGGUGCGGGUACGACGUCAAAGACAACGAAGACUUUACCCGACGCGAUUUUGGGAACCUUUGGCCCUGACCUGUACCGUAUCAUCACUCGUUUUAUACCGCGACUGAAACUUCAACGACAUACGCAGCUGCGGACGCUUAUCCAUGACUUCACUGGAAUCGUUCGGCCUGGAGAAAUGAUGCUCGUUUUGGGAAGGCCAGGCUCAGGAUGCUCUACGUUCCUUAAGUGCAUCGCCAAUUACCGCGAGGGGUACGCCGAGGUGUCUGGCGAGGUGUCGUAUGGCGGUAUCGAUGCUAAGGAGCAAAAAAAACAUUUUCGAGGCGAAGUGAGCUAUAAUCCUGAGACCGAUUUGCAUUUUGCAACCCUUACUGUCUGGCAAACGCUCAAAUUCUCGCUCAUGAAUAAGACGAGGAGACGGGAGAAAGGUGAGAUACCGAUCAUCGUCGAAGCGUUCCUCAAGAUAUUUGGCAUCACGCACACCCGCGACACCUUGGUUGGAGAUGAAUAUGUACGCGGUGUGUCUGGCGGCGAAAGAAAGCGCGUUUCCAUCGCAGAGACGUUGUCGACGAAGAGCACGGUGACCUGUUGGGACAACUCCACCCGUGGGCUGGACAGUUCAACGGCUCUCGAUUAUGCAAAGUCUUUGAGAAUUAUGACAGAUAUUUCAGCGCGAUCCACCUUGGUUACACUGUACCAAGCCGGCGAAGGCAUAUAUGAGCUAAUGGACAAAGUAAUGGUCAUCGAUUCGGGUCGGUGCAUAUUCCUCGGCCGAGCCAGUGAAGCAAAGAAGUACUUUAUCGAUCUUGGAUAUCAUUGCCCGGAGCGCCAAACCACGCCGGAUUUCCUAACAUCAGUGACCGACCCAAGCGAACGAAAAUUCCGCGAAGGGUUCGAAAAUUCAGCGCCUCGAGGUCCAGUUGAGCUUGAAAAAGCUUUCAGAGACUCCGAGUACUUCCAAAAGGUCCUUGCUGAUAUCGAAGAUUAUUGUCGCAGCCAGAAGGAGUCGGACUUCGCGGACGCCCGUCAAUUUGCUCAAACGGCGAGAGAACUGAAGAGCAAAACCGUGACGAAAAAGAGCGUGUACACCGUCAGCUUCAUAAGACAGGUCUACGCUUGUACACUCCGAGAGAUUUGGCUCAUCUGGGGGGACAAGCCCACGCUGUACACAAAGUUCUUCAUUGUGAUUGCGAAUGCACUCAUCGUUGGGUCUUUGUUCUAUGGCGAAGCUUUGAAUACUUCUGGAGCCUUCAGCAGAGGUGGUGCCGUGUUCUUCUCCAUUGUUUUCCUUGGCUGGCUCCAGCUCUCCGAACUAAUGAAGGCCGUCAGCGGACGUGAUGUAGUUGCUAGACACAGGGAAUAUGCUUUCUAUCGGCCCUCUGCCGUGAGCGUCGCACGAGCUGUGGUGGACUUCCCGUUUCUGUUGAUCCAAGUCAUACCUUUUGCAAUCAUCAUGUAUUUCUUGACCCAACUUGACGUAAGCGCGGGAAAAUUUUGGAUCUAUUUUCUGUUCGUAUAUACGAUGACAAUCGUCCUCACAGCAAUGUAUCGCAUGUUCGCUGCCUUGAGUCCUACCGUUGACGAUGCCGUUCGAUUCGCUGGCACAGCUUUAAACUUGCUUGUCAUCUACGUCGGAUAUGUUAUUCCCAAGCCUCAACUGACAGGAGACUACAUAUGGUUCGGUUGGCUAUAUUAUGUUAAUCCAAUAUCCUACGUGUUCGAAGCGGUUCUUACGAACGAAUUCAGCGAUCGCACCAUGGAAUGUGCACCACAGAAUCUUGUGCCUCAGGGACCUGGUGUCAAUCCAGAGUUUCAGGGUUGCACCUUGACCGGAUCGCCACCCAAUUCACACAACGUUUCAGGUGCCUCGUACGUGGGAACAACCUACAGCUAUACCCGUGCCCACCUGUGGCGCAAUUUCGGCGUUGCUGUUGCCUUUGGGAUUUUGUACCUUUUGGUGACAGUAGUCAGUGUUGAGAUGAUUAGCUUUAAUGACGGUGGGGCUGGUGCACUCGUCUUCAAGAACACCUGGUUCUGGAAGAAGAAGGAGACAGCUGUCACAGUGAAUGAUGAAGAGAAGGCAAUACCAGAUGGUGCAUCCGUUGAUUCAAGGGCAGAUCAAGAACAUGAGAAUGGUGGCCAGAAUGAGCGUGAGGCUUUGUCCUCUCUUGCCAAAAGUGAAAGCAUAUUCACAUGGCGCAACGUCGAGUACACCGUGCCUUUCCGUGGUGGGCAGAAAAAACUUCUUAACGGAGUAUCAGGGUAUGCCAAACCUGGCAAGAUGGUGGCGUUGAUGGGAGCAUCUGGCGCAGGAAAAACCACGCUGUUGAACACGCUAUCUCAAAGACAGACUGUCGGCGUGGUGUCAGGAGACAUGCUGGUCGAUGGAGAAAAGCUUGGGCCUGAUUUCCAACGCGGUACUGGUUUCUGCGAGCAAAUGGAUCUUCAUGAUGGAACCGCCACCAUCCGUGAGGCCCUUGAAUUCUCAGCGAUUCUCCGCCAGGAGCGGGAGGUGCCGAGGGCAGAGAAAAUUGCCUAUGUUGAUACCAUCAUUGACCUGCUUGAGCUCAACAACGUGCAGGACGCGCUGAUAAGCAGCCUAGACGUAGAACAGAAAAAGCGACUUACCAUCGGCGUAGAGCUUGCGGCAAAACCAAGUCUUCUGCUCUUCUUAGAUGAGCCGACCAGUGGACUGGAUUCGAACAGCGCAUAUUCGAUUGUCAGAUUUCUGAAGAAACUUGCGGCGGCGGGUCAGGCAAUUGUUUGCACGAUCCACCAACCCUCGUCUGUUCUUAUACAGCAGUUUGAUAUGAUUCUUGCACUCAACCCGGGUGGUAACACGAUCUACUUUGGUCCAGUUGGUGAGAAUGGCAAGAACGUUAUAGAUUAUUUUGCACAACGAGGAGUGCAAUGCCCUCCGAACAAAAAUGUUGCAGAAUUCAUUCUCGAAACUGCUGCCAAGGGCACAAAAGGCAAGAACGGACGCAGGAUCAAUUGGAAUGAGGAAUGGAAGAACUCGGACAAUGCGAAGGAGGUGCUUGCAGAGAUUGAUCGCGUGUGUCAGACAAGAUCGGGCCAAAACCGAGACAAGGGAGAUGCAAAGCUCAUGAGAGAAUUUGCCGCUCCAAUUUGGCUGCAGACAACGAUGCUGACCAAACGUGUCUUUACCCAGUACUGGCGGGAUCCCAGCUAUCUCUACGGAAAGCUGUUCGUGUCUGUCAUCAUUGGAAUCUUCAACGGUUUUACGUUUUGGAAACUGGGUGACAGUAUCCAAGACAUGCAAAACCGCAUGUUCACCAUCUUUCUCGUCGUGGUUUUCCCUCCAACUUUUGUCAACGCAGUGGUACCGAAAUUUUACCAAAACAUGGCUUUGUGGAAAGCACGCGAGCUCCCCUCCCGCAUCUAUGGAUGGAUACCGUUCUGCACUGCAAUGAUCGUCGCUGAGAUUCCGAUUGCCAUCCUCUCUGGCACAAUCUACUGGGCCCUUUGGUACUGGCCGACGGGUUUGCCAACAAACGGCUUUGCUAGCGGCUACACGUACUUGAUGGUCGUGCUGUUCUUCAUCUUCCAGAGUUCGUGGGGCCAGUGGAUCUGCGCAUUCGCACCAUCGUUCACUGUGAUUAGCAAUGUGCUUCCAUUUUUCUUCGUCAUGUUCGGCUUAUUCAACGGGAUCGUCCGUCCUUACUCCGACUUGCCGACCUUCUGGAAGUAUUGGAUGUAUUGGGUGAACCCGUCCACAUACUAUAUGGGCGGUGUGCUUGCCGCAACGCUUCACAACCAGUCUAUCAAAUGCACCACCGCGGAAACCGCACAGUUCAACGUGCCAGCCGGUGAGACUUGCGCAAGCUAUGCAGGGGCGUUCGCGCGAUCAGCUGGAGGAUACUUGCUGAACCCGGACGCGACGACUGGUUGCCAGUACUGUCCCUAUUCUAUAGGAGACCAAUACCUGACAACGCUUAACAUCCGCUACAGCGACGUGUGGAGAAACUUUGGCAUAUUUUUGGCGUUUUGCAUCAGCAACUGGGCCUUGGUUUACUUCUUUAUUUGGAGCGUCCGGAUCAAAGGCUGGAGUUUUGGAUUCGGUUCUUUGUCUGGCAUGGCAGGCAAGGCCGUGCUCAAGGCUAAAAGCUUGUUUUCGCCAAGAAAGAAGGCUGAUGGGCAAGAGUAAAAAGGCGAUGCCAGAGCGCCAUUUGCGGGCGUCUGAGCGGGGAACAGGAAAAUUAUUCAGCUAUUGGCUGCUUGUGUGCUCAACCGGGCCUGCCCUGCCUUGCCACGUACAAGUGGUACGAUUUAGAACUUACCAUUCAGUCGGGCAUUUCUUGAUGGCCUUCACUUAAACCUAAUCUAUCUCGGCUCGCACAUGCCGAAGCGGCAUGGAACAUUUCGGCUCAAGGGCCGACGAAAUUAAGUGGAGUCAUCUCCAGACUGGGAAAGCGGCAUUGCAGGUCAUGCCAGACACAAAAAAAAGUGGUAGAUAGAGAAUCAAAAAUGCGAGCUGCAAGAGGCCAC
Molecule: messenger RNA, 5137 nt
Organism: Verruconis gallopava
Lineage: Eukaryota; Fungi; Ascomycota; Dothideomycetes; Venturiales; Sympoventuriaceae
Exons: 6
Coding region: 156-4796 (1546 amino acids)
Biological process (GO): transmembrane transport
Cellular component (GO): membrane
Molecular function (GO): ABC-type transporter activity; ATP binding; ATP hydrolysis activity
Source: RefSeq, a predicted model, not a curated record